AUGUCGCAAAAUAUGGAGAUAAGCCAGGCGGUGCUGGGGUUUGUCACUGACGGUGCUUACCCCGAGGAGAGGAUCGUCGCCGCCAAAUUCCCAGCGGAAGCUCUCAGCCAAGCAGUUGGAACUCAUUUCACAAGCACGCGAACGGGUCGAAGUAAGCCCUUUAUGGCCCCCCUCCCCCCACCGCCCGGCGCACCAGGACUUGGCCGCUAUGCAACCGAGAUCAGCUCACUCAGCCGGGAGAAUACAUUCGACGCCGAUGACUGGAUAAUCCAAGCAAAGCAAUUGCACGCCGACAUCGAGCGCUCAAGGGUCACGGCCCGUGAGAUUGUCGCCCAGCAUGAGCAGACAAAACCUCUUCGAGCGAAAGUGGAGGACGCUGGCGCCAAGGUGGGACUGAUCGAAACGGAAAUCGCCUUCAACCAAGCUGUGGCAGAGACGCUGGAGGAAGUCCAGCAGCUUUUCCAGCAGUUAGCGGCUGUACGUGCUGCACUAGCAAGCCAUCAAAUCGCCAUCGCCAUAGAGAAUCUGGAGGCUGCGCAGGCUGGUCUCUCGAAGAAUGCCUCGUUUUCGAACACUAAUGUGAUGGAUAUUCUCCUGGCAGAAGCGGCUAAGCGUCGGAAUGAGGUCGAGGAAGCAUUACGCGCUCGAUGGAACCAGCAAUUGCAAAUAAACGGAUCUAAAGGGGAAUUCCGUAUCGUCAACGGAGACGGUCCAAAUUCGCUGGACGAGACAAUCGCUUCGUUUUUACAGAUGGGCAUUCUCGAGUCUGCAAGUGAAAAUUUCCAGAAAAACUUGGCCGCUACUAUAAUUGACCCUUUUCUUCUGCCUCGCCCCGACGGCUGCAGCCGUGUAGUGACGAUUACGGAGGCAGGGAUUCGCCUGGACCCAGAGUUCUCCAAACUCACCGUCUCGGAGACUCUGAGUCGCAUGAUAGAUGUCCUGAACUAUCUUCGGCAGAACCUUCCACCAUCCAUAUUGAAUACUCUUCCGCAUUCCUUCAUCUCCGCCGUUUCCUCUAAGACCAUAAAAGGACGGUUAUCACCCAGAAUCCCAACUACGCUGGAUGGCCUUGACGACUUCGAAACUACAUUAGAACAUGUGCUGCAAUUCACCAGAACUAUUGAAUCAUGGGGGUGGACAGGUCAGGAAGAGCUUGUAUCUUGGGUUAACCAGGCCCCUCGGCUGUGGCUAACUCGACGUCGUAUUGACUCGCUGGAUAGCGUGCGAAAAGCUCUUGCUGCAAGCCAAAGGACCACGAAACAGGUCGAACGAGUGGAGAAAGAGAACGUGUCGCAAGAAGACGAAGCCUUGCUAGAGAAUGCUGCCGACGCUACCGCCGAUGACUGGGAUGCAAACUGGGAUGACGAGAAAGACGGUACAGCAGCAGCCCAGGCUGAAGAUGAGGAGGACGUCAGUGCAUGGGGGCUGGAUGAGGAUGAACAGCCUGAAUCAAAGCCUGAAGCCUCCAACUCCACUAAAGGCGAUGAUGGAGACGAAGACGAAGACGGUGAUGCCUGGGGUUGGGACGAGGACGAUGAGGUCGAGAAAAUCGAUGAGAACAUGAAACCCUCAUCCAGUGCGGCAACGGAGGCACCAAAGGACAUGGCCACUUCUCAGCCAGCAUCUUCAAGGGAGAUGACCUUGAAAGAGCUUUACACCAUCACCGACAUCCCGGAUUCAAUCCUUAAUAUUGUGCAGCAACAAAUAUCUGACUCUAGGGACAUUUCAAACCCACCACAUGCCAAGUCUCGAGUCGCUUCAUCAGGCCAGGGUCUGUUGGCUCUACCGACGCUAAUCUUAGCCAUGUUCAAGGCCACCUCGUCAUCUUUCUACUCACUACAGCUCAAAUCGGGGCAAAUGUAUCUGUAUAAUGAUAGUAUGUAUCUUGCGAGUCGUGUACGAGAAUUGGUGGACCAGGAUGGACUCUCCAGGCUCAGCCCUGAUGCGGAAGCUCUGGAGAAUUUUGGAAAAUUUGCCUACAGCAAGGAGAUGCGGACCCAAAGCACCAUCGUGACCGAUCUUCUUGACGGUGCUCAGGGGUUUGGACAAUGUGCCGAACAGCCCUACAAAUCCGAGUGCGAAAAUGCAGUCAGUGCGACUGUAGAUCGCAUCCGGGAAGUGUACACAGAGUGGCAGCCCAUCCUGUCGCACUCUGCAUUACUCCAGUCCAUCGGAUCUCUCCUGUCAUCAGUGAUUAACAAGAUAAUCCUUGACAUUGAAGAUCUGGGAGACAUUUCGGAAGACCAGUCCAAGCAACUGGUUUCCUUUUGCAAUCAAGUUUCUCAAUUAGAGGCCUUGUUCAAACCCGAAACUCCAAGUGAUGCGGAGGCUCUUCCCGUCACUGCUCUAUAUGUCCCUGGCUGGCUCCGAUUCCAGUACCUGAUCAACAUCCUUGAAAGCUCUCUCGCUGAUAUCAAAUUCCUGUGGCUUGAGGGUGAACUGGGCCUAGAGUUCUCGACCGAGGAGGUUAUUGAUUUGAUUGAGGCCUUGUUUGCAGAGUCUGACCACCGCCGGCGGGCUAUCGCAGAGAUUCGGAGGGCACCUCGUGGCUGA
Messenger RNA from Penicillium chermesinum, 2553 nucleotides. RefSeq lists its product as uncharacterized. The transcript has 3 exons. Gene Ontology annotation, cellular component: RZZ complex. Bases 1 to 2553 code for a protein of 850 amino acids. The record is from RefSeq and is a predicted model, not a curated record. Gene Ontology annotation, biological process: endoplasmic reticulum to Golgi vesicle-mediated transport; mitotic spindle assembly checkpoint signaling. NCBI's taxonomy places the organism in Eukaryota, Fungi, Ascomycota, Eurotiomycetes, Eurotiales, Aspergillaceae.